CUGACUGACAAGCCUGCUGCAUUAGAUGACCAAGCGCAUACUACAUUAUAAGGAACAGCUUAGCGUCUGAUCCUAGCAUUGAGCUGUUCAGCCGCACAAAGGGCACAGAACUUUCCGUCUAUGCAUUCUAAGGGUGUGAUUUUUAUAUUGCCUACACCGGUUACUUCUCCCAGUUCCGAUACACACAAAGAAAUAAACCUCCCAUAGUCGACAGGAUUCAAGGCGCUGAACACAGAAGUAGAAGGGAGCUGACGUUUAUUCACCCAUGAUGCAACGCGUUUCACAGUAGAACUGCUUCAUCAGGCGUGCUCAGUAAAUUGCCCCAAUGAAAUUUACAACUGGAUGUUACCAAUCACUUUAUAAUAGGGUGUGCCUGACAGUGUCAGCACGAUUGGAUUCAUGGAUCCUCCUUCCACGCCAUCUCGCAGUUGGAGAGGGAGUUAGCGGCUCCAUGGGACCUGACGGCUCUCCUCCACACCUCCAAUUCCAAACUACCCCCUCUGGUGAAAAGCUUGGUACUGUUACGAGAUACGGUGAUGACAUGGAAGAAGGAUUAUCCAGGGACGACAUGGCACCUUCUUCCUGCUUCCACACGCCGACUGAUAAAACUAAAAUUAGUGAAGAACAACAUCUCUGCAUUAAUAUUGAUUCAGCAACAGUAGCUAUUAAUACUGUGUCCAGCCCCGGAGGUGAAACAUGUCCAGAGACCAGCAUGAAAGAAAAUAGAAAAGGCGAAGACUUUGAAAUGUGGUUACAAUUUGCUUUCCGAUGCUUGAAAAAUAGAAGUCCUGCAAAACGACAGUCAAAUAUAGGUUCCAUGGGAGGUUGGAGGAAUCAAAUAAAAAAUCAGUACCAUAUGACACUUCUCAUCAGUACCUUCCAGCGUAUAAUGCUGUGGUACGCUUUAAAAGAUCAAUUAAAAAGACAGUGGUUUCUACUGGAUGAAUAAACAAGUGGAUCCAGCCUCAGCAGCUGGUCAGUCUUUGCAUUGUCUAAAGUUGUUAGGACUUUUUUUUAACUGAACAUGUAACUGAACAUGCUUGUUUUUCUCAC
Hyla sarda is the source of this 1053-nucleotide messenger RNA. RefSeq lists its product as uncharacterized. Bases 326 to 949 code for a protein of 207 amino acids. The record is from RefSeq and is a predicted model, not a curated record. NCBI's taxonomy places the organism in Eukaryota, Metazoa, Chordata, Amphibia, Anura, Hylidae. The transcript has 10 exons.